Molecule: messenger RNA, 507 nt
Organism: Corylus avellana
Lineage: Eukaryota; Viridiplantae; Streptophyta; Magnoliopsida; Fagales; Betulaceae
Product: histone deacetylase-like protein
Source: RefSeq, a predicted model, not a curated record
CAUGGCUUUUACAAGCAGUUGCUGCCUCAAUAUCUCCUGUCCAACGCCUCCUUCAAACCCUUCUGUUACUCCGAAAACACCUCAACUUGCAUGGAAGAAGAAUGAAGGGUUGUUGAGAAAGGGAUGUGUUCUAGGCAUGGCAUGCAUGAUAGUAAUUGGAUCAGAAAUGGGGGACUUUGUGAUUGGCCAAACCCAUGCCGCCAUUGCCCAGGAAUACGUGUCCGUGGCGGCGGCGGCAGUAGAUCAAUCAACGGCGAAGUGGAGCGACAAGAGAACGUGCCCCGCUUGGCGGCUUAAUUCGUUGGAGACCAUCGUACCGGAGAACCUUCCAAGACCGUCGGCUCGCCGGAGAUGGGAGUCGGUUGGUUUAAAUUCUAAGAAUGCCCCGGCUGUUAAAGUGGCAGCACUCAGAACCAGCACCAACUGUUUUUCUUUGUAAACAGUUUUACAACAAUAUAUAUUGUACAGACAAUUGCAAGUUCAUAUUGAAUUGACCAAUAACAUCAA